Molecule: messenger RNA, 462 nt
Organism: Malassezia japonica
Lineage: Eukaryota; Fungi; Basidiomycota; Malasseziomycetes; Malasseziales; Malasseziaceae
Gene: RPB11
Product: DNA-directed RNA polymerase II core subunit
Exons: 1
Coding region: 1-462 (153 amino acids)
Biological process (GO): transcription by RNA polymerase II
Cellular component (GO): RNA polymerase II, core complex
Molecular function (GO): protein dimerization activity; DNA binding
Source: RefSeq, a predicted model, not a curated record
AUGGCCAACGCCCCGGACCGUUUCAACCUUUUCCUCCUCCAGCCGGGGGAGCGUCGUAUCGAGGUGCAGGAGGACAUGCGUAUUCCCAAUGCAGCCACAUUUUACUUUAAUAAGGAAGAUCAUACCCUGGGCAACAUGCUCCGACACGCAGUCCUCUCCCUCCCGGGUGUGCUGUUCUGUGGCUACAAGGUUCCUCACCCGCUCGAGCCGCGUGUCCUGGUGAAGAUCCAGACGGACGGCAGCCUCACCCCAGCCGAGGUCCUCCAGCAGGCAUGCACCAAGCUCAUCGUCAACAUCGGCACCCUCAAGCAGGGCUGGGCAAAAGAAGUGCGGCUCAGCGCCGACUCGGGCCGCAUGGAUGGCGGUGCGUACGGUGCACAGCUGUGGAACGCGUAUGGUGCGGCACCGGAUGCGGCACCGGACGCAGCCGACCCUGCCAUGGGCGGUUAUGUAGAUAUCUAG